Molecule: messenger RNA, 1171 nt
Organism: Drosophila arizonae
Lineage: Eukaryota; Metazoa; Arthropoda; Insecta; Diptera; Drosophilidae
Gene: Ubc2
Product: ubiquitin conjugating enzyme 2
Source: RefSeq, a predicted model, not a curated record
GAGCGGUCGACCGCUUGUCUGCCUAACUGUUCGACAACGACCAGCUUAACAACAAUUGCUGCAAAUUUAAUGAAUUUAAAAUUUAACAAGAACAAACAAACCGGACAAUUAACGUGUGAAGUGCGACGCGUGAGGCAACACUUGCCAAACAAAGAACAGCACAGCAAAAACAACGCGGCCAAGUGUAAGACAGCGAACAAGAAAGAGAGGCGAGAGAGUGAGCGCGACUACAGGGAGCAGAAUAAUUUUGCAGUGUUUUCGCGACGUAAAAAUAAUCAAAUUUUAAUUCCAAAAGCCCUCCUUAAAGCUAAGACACACCAUACAAAAAGACUGUAAACAACAUCAUGUCCUCAACUCCAGCAGCAGCGUCUGGUGCCGGCAGCAGUGCCACUAGCUCCAGCGUUGCGGCCACAUCGAGCUCCGGCUCCUCUAGUAGCACUGCCUCCACCAAUCAGACUACAGCCGCAAGCACACCAGCACGCGGGCGUGGCGGCGCCAAUACGAAUGGCGGCAGUGCUGGCGCCAAUGCUGCUUCGGGCAGCAACAAUUCAACGGCAACCGCCACCAGCGAUGAGCCGCGUAAGGAUACGAAGUCAACGCCACGAAUAUCUAAAGCACUGGGCACCUCGGCCAAGCGCAUACAGAAGGAAUUGGCUGAAAUCACACUGGAUCCGCCGCCCAAUUGUAGUGCCGGUCCCAAGGGUGAUAAUCUGUAUGAAUGGGUCUCGACCAUAUUGGGACCACCUGGAUCCGUCUAUGAGGGCGGCGUAUUCUUCCUGGACAUACAUUUCUCGCCCGAGUAUCCGUUUAAGCCGCCCAAAGUCACAUUUAGAACUCGCAUCUAUCACUGCAAUAUCAAUAGCCAGGGCGUCAUUUGUCUGGACAUCCUCAAGGACAAUUGGUCGCCGGCGCUGACCAUAUCAAAAGUUUUACUCUCAAUUUGUUCCCUGCUCACAGAUUGUAAUCCUGCUGAUCCUCUGGUUGGCAGCAUUGCCACGCAAUAUUUGCAGAAUCGAGAGGAGCAUGAUCGAAUUGCGCGUCUUUGGACAAAGCGGUACGCAACAUGAUGCGCAGAUCCUAGCAUUAAACACGUACCACAAGCUGCAGCAAGAAACGAAAAUUCGCAAAUUAUAAAUAAAUAUAUUAAAGUACGCUAACUAUAAACAUAACA